AUGAACCGAUUCAUACUUUUAGCUUCAAUUCAAUUACUAGUUCUAGCAAGCCUCUCUUCAGCGUUCGAUGAUAAGGUUGGUCUUUAUACUUUUUGAGAAGAAACAAUUCAUAAUUUGUUUUUUUUAGAUCGCUGUCAUCCCUGAUCCUGAUCAAGAUGAUGAAGUAGCUGUCAAGAUUCCAACUAGAAGAUCAGUUCCAGACCCAGAAAACAAAGAUGAUGAAGAUCAAGUCGCUGUGAAAAUUCCAAGUGUUAGAGAAAAGCGAGGAAUCGCAAUUCAUCCAUGGCAAUGGAAUACACAUAUUUGGCCAAACGGCGAUGUUCCAUAUGAUAUUGCACUACACUACACACAAGAAGAAAGAAAUACAAUUUUGUCUGCAAUGGCUGCUUUUACACCAGUAACUUGUAUUCGAUUCCGCCCAAGAAAUCCAAGUGACAAAUAUUAUUUGCAAAUCAACAAAUAUUACAAACUCGAAAGAUGUUUCUCUUAUAUUGGAAGACAAACUUCAAAAUGGCUUUUCGGAACAUCAGAAGGAAAUGUCGAAACUCGCAUGAAACUCGAUCCAUCGUGUUUGAAAUACAAUGGAAGAGGAACUGUUAUCCACGAGUUGAUGCAUAUUCUUGGAUUUUAUCACGAACAUCAAAGAGAUGAUCGUGAUCCAAGAGUUGGUGGAAGUGCUUCUCAUUACAACUACAAAAUCUAUCCACGUGUCAAAAGUUAUUACAUGGGAGGAUAUGAUGCUGAUUCAAUUAUGCAUUACAAUUUCCGAAGUGUUCCGUGGAAAUCGCGCAGUUAUUUCUCUUCAAAUGAUAUUGCUCAUAUUAAUACUCUUUACAAAUGUAGUAAUCGAUCAUUUUCACGACCAACAACAUCAACCCAACCAACAACAACUACAACACGUGAAAGCUAUGAUAAGAAGGCUAUCGAGAGCAAUAAUUUGUUCAGAAAAAGACGACUUGUUAAUUAA
Messenger RNA from Caenorhabditis angaria, 967 nucleotides. NCBI's taxonomy places the organism in Eukaryota, Metazoa, Nematoda, Chromadorea, Rhabditida, Rhabditidae. The record is from the annotation of a GenBank genome assembly.